Lycium ferocissimum is the source of this 999-nucleotide messenger RNA. RefSeq lists its product as uncharacterized. The transcript has a single exon. The record is from RefSeq and is a predicted model, not a curated record. NCBI's taxonomy places the organism in Eukaryota, Viridiplantae, Streptophyta, Magnoliopsida, Solanales, Solanaceae. Bases 80 to 658 code for a protein of 192 amino acids.
UACAUCUUCAUCAUCCAUAAUUCGAUUACUUCUAGGCCUAUCAUUUUCUUGAAAAAUCAGUUAGCACAAAUCAAACACAAUGGCACCCCAUGGAGAGACAAUUACCAAAUCUUCCUACGUCCGAACAAAACACCUUAGCAAACCCCCCCGACUCUCCAACGAUAAUUUACAACGUACAAUGUCCGAUAUAUCGUUCGAAUGGAUGAGCAAAGACACAACUAGUCCUGUUGAUUCAAAUCUACCCCCAAUAUCCGAAGUUGAAAACGCAAAAUGCGAGUGCUGUGGAAUGAGUGAAGAAUUCACACACGAAUACAUAGAAAAAGUACGAAAAAAGUAUUCGGGUAAGUGGAUAUGUGGGCUGUGCACUGAAGCAGUGAAAGAAGAAGCGGACAAAAAUGGAGGAAAAAAUGAAGAAGCAUUGAGUACUCAUAUGAGUGCUUGUAGCAAAUUUAAUAAAUUUGGUAGGGCUUAUCCUGUUCUUUAUCAAGCUCAGGCAAUGAGGGAAAUGUUGAAGAAAAGUACUAGAGAAGGAAGAGGGAUUCUUAGAGCCAAAUCUAUUAGUCCAAGGGACAAAAUUGUCCAGAAGAAGGGUACUGGGAUUGCUAGAAGUACUAGCUGCAUUUCUGCCAUUACUAAAGAGAUCAAUGACCUUAAUUAAUUAAUUAACCUAGCUAAUUUAAUUUACUGUUCUAAUUUGUUGUGUAAUAAUGUCUAAUAAUAAGAUUUGGACUAAACCCAUUGUGUCACUCUUCGAGUUUUUUUGGGGUUAGUCCAGGUUCUUAACCUUUUUUUUUCCUCAAGUUAUGAGGGGUUUUAAGGUCACUUUUGUAACUCAAGUGACUGACCAAAUUUUUAUUCAUCGUAUUAGGAUGUUUAAUGUUGGCCUACAAUCAUUGUAUUUUAUAUAUAUUUGAAUUAAUAUUUGUGUAAGAUUUUCAAAAGAUAAUAGGGAUAUAAGUGUUUGAUUUCAGAGUAUAAGAAAGAUAUAUUUCGGAUUCA